Messenger RNA from Closterium sp. Naga37s-1, 2646 nucleotides. The record is from the annotation of a GenBank genome assembly. Lineage: Eukaryota; Viridiplantae; Streptophyta; Zygnematophyceae; Desmidiales; Closteriaceae.
AUGGACGUGUGGGGCCCAGCCCGCGUCCGUGGACAGGGUCACGAGCGUUACUUCCUGCUGGUCGUUGACGACUACUCGCGUUACACCACAGUCUUCCCCUUGCGCCGCAAGGGUGAGGUCACUGAGGUGUUGAUCAACUGGAUCCGCAGUGCCCGUCGCCAGCUCAGCGAGAGUUUCGGCUCGGACCUUCCUGUUCUGCGUCUGCACUCAGACAGAGGUGGUGAGUUUUCCUUCGACCUUCUGAGGGCUUUCUGUCGUGCGGAGGGCAUCCGCCAGACGUUCACGCUUCCGGCCUCCCCACAGCAAAAUGGGAUUGCUGAGCGCCGCAUUGGCAUGGUCAUGGACGUCGCUCGUACGUCCCUGAUCCAUGCGGCUGCUCCCCAUUUUCUGUGGCCGUUCGCGGUUCAGUACGCUGCGCAUCAGAUCAACCUUCAGCCUCGUGUCUCCUUGCCGGAGACCACACCUACUCUGCGGUGGACGGGGAAGGUUGGCGAUGCGUCUGUGUUCCGUUUUUACCACCCCACCUCGCGUCGUGUUCUGUCCUCUCAGGACGUCACGUUUGACGAGUCGGUUUCUUACUACCGUCUCUUUCCCUACCGCACUGCCCCUCUCCCCCCCCUGCCGCUCUUCCUAGCACCAGGUGCUCCUCCGGUAGACCCCCUCCCCCCUCAGGGUCCUGCCCCCUCAGGUGUGUUCCAGGUAGACCCUGUCGAGCCUGUCGAGGUAGCUGUCGACUCUGUUACUGCUAAAGGUGCUGAGCCUGCGCGUGCGGGUGCGGGGCCUGGGGGUGCUGAGCCUGGGGUUGCUGAGUCUGAGGGUGUGGAGCCUGGGGGUGCGGAGCCUGAGCGUGUGGAGCCUGGGGGUGCUGAGUCUGGGGGUGCUAAGCCUGGGGGUGCUGAGCGUGGGGGUGCUGAGCCUGAGCGUGCUGAGUCUGGAGGUCCUCCGAGUGUCCCGUCACGGCGGGAGCCCCUCUCUCCACAGCGGCUGCGUGAGUGGUACGCUCGGCGCUGUAGCCGUGCUGCUGGAGCUACGGGGCCUACUGCUGGAGGUGCUUCUGGAGCUGGAGCUGCUGGAGGUGCUGCUGGUGCUGGAGCUGCUGGAGCCGCUGGUCCUGGAGGUGCUGGUGCUGGAGGUACUGGCGCUGUCGGAGGUCCUGCUGGUGUUGGAGCUGCUGGAGGUGCUGGAGCUGCUGGUCCCGGAGGUGCUCGUACUGGAGGUACUGGAGCUGCUGGGGCUGGUGGUGCUGCGGGAGUUGGUGCUGGAGGUGCUGGAGCUGUUUCUGCUGGAGGUGCUGCUGGAGCUGGAGCUGCUGGAGGUGCUGGAGCUGGUGGUGCUGCGGGAGUUGUAGCUAGAGACCCUGGAGCUGAGGGUACUGGUACUGUCUCUGCUGUUUCUGGAGGCGCUGCGUGGCCGCGGCCGUACUACGUUCCGCUCCUUCAGCAGGUUCUUGGUCUCUCGCCUUCUACUUGUCCUCCUCCUCCCUUACUGAGUCCACCGCCUGUCCAGUCACAGUUACAGCCAGCCUCUCCACUGCCUGGUCCUUCUCCUUACCCUGGACCGACUAGAGAGUCCUCUCUUCCUGUCUUCCCUGACCCGCCGUCAGACCUUGCUCGUGCGUCCAAGUCUGUCUGUCCUCCGUCCGUCGGGGGUGAGUGUGCUCUUGGCACGGACGUCCUUGAGGACAGGCAGGAGGAGUUUGAGUGCUUUGCCGCUACUUUGCCUCAUCUCGUGUCCAUGCUGAUUGCCCCUGAGGGAGACCCGGAUGCACCAGACAUCCCGACCCCGCGCUCUUACGCUGAGGCGAUAGAGGGUCCCUACUCCUCUCAGUGGCAGAUAGCCAUGGACGCAGAGAUGGCUUCCUGGAAGUCCACUGGCACCUACGUCGACGAGGUUCCCCCACCUGGGGCGAACAUCGUCAGUGGCAUGUGGAUUUUCAGGGUGAAGCGGCCGCCUGGUUCUCCGCCUGUCUUCAAGGCGCGUUACGUUGCACGAGGCUUCAGGCAGCCUGCACGAGGAGAUCUGGCGCGCCGCCCACCUGGCUUCACUGGGUCGUUUCCUGCAGGUACCCAGUGGAGCCUCCGGCGGCCAGUCUACGGUCUCCGCCAGGCGCCUCGCGAGUGGCACGACACACUGAGGACGACUCUUGCGGCUCUUGGGUUUGCUCCUUCUACUGCUGACCCGUCGCUGUUUCUACGCACCGACAUUUCCCUGCCGCCGCUCUACAUCCUCGUGUACGUCGACGACUUGGUCUUUGCCACUUCUGACACUGCUGGACUGGCCCACGUGAAGUCGGAGCUGCAGAAGAGACACACGUGCACAGACCUGGGUGAGCUGCGCAGCUAUCUUGGCUUGCAGAUCACCCGGGACAGAGCACAGCGCACCAUUACCUUGACUCAGUCACACAUGGUGCAGCAGGUCCUUCAGCGCUUCGGCUUCGAGUACUCCUCGCCACAGUCCACUCCUCUGCCUACCGGUCACUCGCUCUCAGCUCUGCCUUUGGAUGAGUCCGUAGAGCCGAGUGGCCCGUAUCCAGAGCUUGUGGGCUGCCUCAUGUACCUGAUGACCUGCACUCGACCUGACCUCGCUUACCCUCUUAGCAUCCUGGCUCGCUACGUUGCGCCCGGGAGACACCGACCAGAGCACUAG